UAGGACGUCUAUCGCAAGGAUAUCAGCUUGUUUGCAAUCUAUAGAGCCGACCAAGUUUCCUCAUAUCGCUCUUUCACGCUCAUUGACCAGUAAUUUGGAAUAAUACUCGCCUCUUAUGAAUCUCAAUCGAACCAGAUGAUUCCCGUGGAGUGUGAAAAUGGCAUGCCAUCGCUAUCACUAAAUGUUGAAUAAUUCAGUGAAUCGUAAUAUUUUCGAAGGACAAUAUUGGUGAUGUUUGCCUGGAAACAAUUUUUUCCAUGCAUAUACCACACACUCAUCUUUCUAAAUUUCAAGACUUUAUUUGGGGCACCUUUCAAACGAAAGCGACAGCCUGAAAAUGAGCAACCCUAUAGAAAUUCUGACCAAAAAGUUGAAGGCUGUGCAUUAUAUGAUUGGUGAUUCGGAAUUGGCAGUGAGGCCCGACGAGUUCGAUGAUUUCCAUCGAGACAAAGCCGAACGGGAAUUGCGCGAAACACCCGAAGUCGUACAAGAAUCAAUCAAGCUCUUGUGCGAUAUGCUGGCAGAGGAAGAAAACCUAUUUGUACCUUUAGAAGAGUGGUUUUUGCAAAGAUUUCUUCGACCAUGUAAGUGGUAUCCAAAGAGUGCAUUUAAGUUGAUAAAACGGUAUUAUGAGUAUAAACUAAACCACCCGGAGUUUUACGACAAUUUAGUGCCGAGUAAUGAGCGAGAAAUUUAUAAAUCAAGUAUCCUGACUCCUUUACCAAGAAGGUGCGCUGAUGGAGCGAGGGUGGUAGUAAUUGAAGCUGGACAACAAUGGAAUCCAAAAGAGGUGACACUCGAGCAGAUCUUUCGUGGAGCUAUACUAAUCCUCGAAGUUGCUAUUACAGAGCCCAAAACGCAGGUCGGUGGAGUGCGAGUAAUUAUGGACAUGGAAGGAUUAACUCUGACGCAUGUAACUUACUUCUCACCAAGUUUUGCCUCUGCAGUCGUCGAAUUCGUGCAGAAAAGUCUAACUUGUCGUCUAAAAGGUUUUCAUAUUGUCAAUCAGUCGUAUCUUUUUGAUAUGGUUUUUGCGUUCUUUAAACCGUUCAUCCAUGGAAAACUUAGAGAUAGAAUAUAUUUCCAUGGCGUUGAUAGGCCGUCAAUAUUAGAUUACAUUGAUCCGAAAGUCUGUCCUAAAAAGUAUGGUGGUGAAUUCGAAUUUGAGCCACUCGGUGAAUCACUUUAUGAGUACGGAUUAACAUAUGAUGAAUAUUUUACAGAUGCUAAUCGAUACGGAUAUGUAAAUGAAUUAUAAUAAUGAAGAAUUGAUGAAAAUUUGAAUUAAAUUUGGAUGUAUUUUAAUGCCAAUUUUUACGGAUACGUCAACGAAGUAUACUUGGCAAAUCGAUGAAUCUACAACAUUUAUUGCCAGAAACAAUCAACCAAAAAGCAGAAUUUAAUUUUCAAAGAUUAAAUCUUUGGAAGUUCACAUUCUUUAAUUUUAUUUUUUUUUUAAAUGAAUAAAAAUGUCAUCAAUAGUUAAAAUGUAUUCUGAAAUAGUUUGACACUACUUAUAGCUGAAAAUUAAUUUAAUUGUAAAGCUCUAUUACCUUGCUAUUUUGUACUUUUUCGAUAAAUGUGAUUUCUUAAGAUAGUUAUAUUAUGAAGAUCAGAAAUUUUUAAAUAUAAAUGUUGUUAGUCGGAAAGAUAAAUACUCUUAUACCUAUUUUAUACUUUUUGUUUGAAAAUUUUUACAGAUUAAUGACGCUUAAAGAUUAAAUUUUAAAUACAGCAUUAGUCUCAGUUGGUUAGCAAUUCUAGAAUCACGUGAUUAACAUUAGUCCGCGAUUGGAAUAAUAAUAGUUACGUAGCUUUAAAAUUUUGUAUUGGAAUAUUAUGCGCGUUGUGAUAUUUACAUAUGUAUUUGUUAUAUGGGUUAAGGAUGGACGAAAUAAAUACUUGCGAUGAUUUACGAAUCAGUGUUUUAUAUUUAUUGUAAAUUCGAUAGUGUAAUAAAAAAGAGAGAUGUGGAUUUAUAAAUAUCAUUACAGCACGAUCUAAUUCACAUUUUAAUUGACAUUAAGGGUUGCCUCGAUUCUCCGCACAUGAAGAAUUCAUUUUUUUCACUCUAAUACUCCAUUUUCCGACACUACACGGCUACAAUGACAAUUUUCACAAGUCGCAUACUAUAAAACCAACGUAAAAUUUUUUAUUUUCAAUUACACUGCUUUCUCGCUUUUUUAUAGAUUGUAGAUGAAAAUACACUUGCAUUUUUGUUGAUAUUUGCUUUUAUAUAGGGCCGUGGACUACAUUUACAAGAGGUGUACAAAAAACAUGAAAAUCAUUAUAUGUAAUUACAAGAUGAAACCUUACCUAAUUUACAAUAUUAAAAAUUAUAAAAUAUAUAACAAUAAUAACCGUUCCGCUCUAUCACGAAUAUCCUAAAACUUGCUUCAUGUAUUACUAUAGUAAUAAUCGCUAACAAUAUCAUUAAAAAAAAAGAAAAA
Molecule: messenger RNA, 2450 nt
Organism: Phymastichus coffea
Lineage: Eukaryota; Metazoa; Arthropoda; Insecta; Hymenoptera; Eulophidae
Product: alpha-tocopherol transfer protein-like
Exons: 7
Coding region: 338-1258 (306 amino acids)
Cellular component (GO): membrane
Molecular function (GO): phosphatidylinositol bisphosphate binding
Source: RefSeq, a predicted model, not a curated record